AACAGCAGUGCGUGGGGAUAAAACCCCGCUCUGGUUGUUUUGGCGGCUGUUCUCUGUUUUGGCACGCCCUCCUCUGUUUUGGCAUGCCCUUCUUUGUUUUGUCGCGCUCUCCCUUGCCUCUGCUUCGCAUGCAGGAAGCGCCCUUCUAUAGAAGUAAAUUGCCUCGCUGGGAAAACUUUUGCCUGAGUGCUGGUUUCACUUUGUGGCACCAACAGUUUGUUUCUAACAAUCUGGGGGCUUGCCUGGGAUUCCCAUUCUCCUCUGGGGAAGGGGUCUCUGGUUAUCUCCUGGCAUAGACUUGUCCCACUGCCUCGUUGUGGUGGCCUCAGGGGGUAGAGAUCAAGACCCCACUUGCUGUGACGAAUAAACGUGGACUCUUAGCAACGUGAGAAGCAAAGGCUUGCCUACGAACACCGCGGUGACCAGAAAACUGCACAGUCCAAGGAUUAAAGGUCUCUUGAUGCAAACCCCACCUCUUGAGUUUCCAGUCCAUCAGCACCAGCCUGGAGACUACGUCCUCAUUAAGAGCUGGAAAGAAGAGAAACUUGAACCUUCCUGGGAGGGACCAUAUCUCGUGCUCCUAACAACUGAAACUGCAGUCCAAACUGCUGAGAAAGGAUGGACCCACCACACCCAAGUCAAGAAAGCACCAGCCCCUCUGGGGUCAUGGGCCGUAGUCCCUGGAGAAAAUCCUACCAAACUAAAGCUAAGAAAAGUUUAACUCUCUUUUCUCUAUUCUAUUACUCCUCCUUCUUUCCUUGUUCUGUUACUAGCUACCUCGUUAUUAAUGUAACUAGAUCAGACUCACCCCAGACCAUUACCUUUGAUGCUUGUUUAGUUGUGCCUUGUGGGGAUCUCGAAAGCCAGAGACAGCUUGCAGCAGCGGAUAAAUAUCUCUGCCCCUCCACAGCAGAUGCUUCUAGGUUCUUUAUGUUACCAUUAUGUCAUACUUGGGAAUAUGUCGUUUGGACCACUCAAAGUCAAGACUGGGUCCCCUCAAGUGAUUUCCCACUAGCAGUUCUAAAGCCCUAUAUCCAUUUUACUAAAGGAAGUGCCCCUCCCAAUUGUCAAUAUAACCAAUGUAACCCGGUGCAAAUUUCCAUCACUAUCCCAACUCUCCAGGAUUCCUCCCCAAUCCUAAGCCGUUUAUAUGGUAUGGGAGCAGAUGUAAGCGGAAAAGACCCCAUAGGAGGCUUCAGGUUGGACUUCAUUGCACCCCCACCUUCAACAUCUUCUCAGCCUGCUAAGACUGUCAUCUCAUCUCCACCUAAUGACAAAACCAAAGUGGCUAUUUUAGAGGUUAAAAAUUUACAACAAACAUUGGCAAUUGAGACAGGAUACCAGGAUGUAAAUGCCUGGAUGGAAUGGAUUGAAUAUUCCGUUCAGACUCUAAACAAAAGCGACUGUUACGUUUGCGCGCGUGGUAGGCCAGAGGCCCAAAUUGUCCCCUUUCCAGUUGGAUGGUCUUCUGACCCAGUGGGCAUGAGCUGUAUGGUAGCUCUUUUCCAAGACCCCACAGCCUGGGGUAAUGAAUUCUGUCACGCUCUCUCUCUGCUGUUCCCUGAAGUUCAACACUCUGUGGGUCAGCUGCCGAGGGCCAUCCAGCUUCCAUCUCCGGACACCAAUUUUACUUCAUGUCUCUCACGACAGGGAGAAAAUUUGGUGUUCUUUGGGGACCUAAAGGGAUGCAGUGAGGUGAAGCCUUUCCAAGAGCUUACCAAUCAGUCUCCCCUUGUUCAUCCCCGAGCUGAUGUAUGGUGGUAUUGCGGCGGACCCCUACUGGACACUCUGCCAAGUAACUGGAGUGGCACUUGUGCUCUAGUUCAGCUGGUCAUCCCUUUCACCCUGGCAUUUCAUGAAACAGAAAAAGAGAAACUACAACGCCGUAAAACUAGAGCGGCCCCUCUUGGAUCUUUCGACUCUCAUGUCUAUAUAGAUGCAAUUGGAGUCCCACGGGGGGUGCCUGAUAGAUUCAAAGCCCGAAACCCAAUAGCUGCAGGAUUUGAAUCCAUAUUUCCAUGGGUAGCUAUUAAUAAAAAUGUAGAUUGGAUAAAUUACAUCUAUUAUAACCAACAGCGAUUUAUUAAUUACACUACGGAUGCUAUCAAAGGCAUAGCUGAACAAUUAGGGCCUACUAGCCAGAUGGCGUGGGAAAACAGAAUGGCCCUAGAUAUGAUAUUAGCCGAAAAAGGUGGAGUUUGUGUUAUGAUAGGAGCCCAAUGCUGCACCUUCAUCCCCAACAACACAGCUCCUAAUGGAACAAUUACGAAAGCUUUACAAGCUCUUACCUCCUUAUCAAAUGAAUUAGCCACAAAUUCUGGGAUAGAUGACCCUAUCACAGGAUGGUUAGGGAAAUGGUUUGGUAAAUGGAAAGGAUUCUUUGCCUCUAUUCUUAGCUCUCUUGCAGUCGCAAUGGCUGUGCUUAUUCUUGUUGGAUGCUGCAUUAUUCCCUGCAUUCGUGGACUAAUCCAAAGACUUGUAGAAGCAGCUGUUAGCAAAACCUUCCCUAGUUCUUCCGAAUCCUAUACUGAUAAGUUCUUCCACAUGAAAGAACUACAAAGACGAGUCAUGUUAGAUAAGUUUAAAGAAGAAAACGUAUAAAUUCAAGAGGGGGAAAUUAUUGUUAAGAACAAAUAGUUCCUCUUCAAAGGGUUUCGGUUCCUGGUUCUUUGUUCUAUUCUAAAAGGUAAUCUUACCCAUUCAUCUAUUAGCCCUCCCUAUCUCUGCUGUGCCUAAAUAUGCCCCAGAUGUAUGGUAUUCGUCUUCCCCGUCAAUCACCCACCCUCACCUCCUUUGAUGACGUCAACAGUAGCCAAUCGGAAUUAGCCUAGAUUGUGCGGUCCGACCCCAGCCCACGGGGGAGAACACAGGAACAGGGUCUGCGUCAGGGAUAAAAACUCCUGCUCUCCUUUGUUUUGGCAGCCCUCCCUUGCCUCUGCUUCGCAUGCAGAAGUGCCCUUUUAUAGAAGUAAAUUGCCUUGCUGAGAAAACUUUUGCCUGAGUGCUGGUUUCACUUUACGGCGCUUACAAUUUGUAUCUAACACUGCUUUUCUAAGCAGGGGACCUGGUUAAUGUGUGAUUCCCUCCUUUUGUUUGGCCCCAGUCCCCUUUGGAGUCUGGGGAGUUUUGCCCUUUAAAAAUCAAACUGCCAUGAAGACUGCUUUCCCCGAAAUUUUGGUUCACAGCUUUCAUUGGAUUAUCUAUUGGGGCAAAGUAAACCAGAGAGCUUGUAUUGCCAUCUCAGGGCUAAAGUUCCAAGCUAUUGCAUCUGUGUUUAUGUGUGUGCAUACGUUUAGUUGUGUGUAUGUGUGUAUACACUUAUUGUUAUAUGUCGUGUCAACCGAAAUUGACUUGUAGGUAGGAGAGUGCUAAUAAGUAAGUCUGAGCAAUUUUCAAGUUCACGUGUCUUAAGAAUAACUUUACUAAACCAGUUAGCUUAAAAAUUAUUGGUGGAAUAAAAACAAAUGCCUUGAGAAUUGUCAGCAUACAUUUGGUCUGAAUUCUAUGUUUGCCUUUGCUAGAUAUUUUAAAAUGUCAGUGUUAAUUCAAGCUGGGAGCUGCUUGGAGCAAGCCUGCUUCCCAUUCUAUUCAAAGUCUCACUGAGUUAAGUGCAUACCUGAUUGCCCCAUUUGGAAAGGGUAAUGGGAAACUCAAAAUAAUGCAACCAUUUGUCUCCCACCUACCUGUGACCUGAAAGCCCCCAAGUCCCCUCCCUGCCUUAAGUUGUUCCGCCUUUCCUGACCCAACCAGUGUUCAUUUUACAUAUGUUGAUUGAUGUCUCCUGUCUCCCUUGUUAAAAGUAAAAAAUAAGUACAGUGAAUGGGAUAAAUACUUUAGGUAAACUUUUUGUGUAAAUCAAAAUCUUAAAGUGAUUUUUGAUGCUCAUGUACUGAGUCAUUUCCAGUUAAAAAAGGUGUGAUAUGGGGAAAUAUGUUUCUCAAAUUGUGGAAUUGCUCUUGUCCAUAAAUGCCCAUAUCUAAUAGUUCAGGAUUUCUUGCUUUUUAGGGUUUCAGUAAGAUUUUAGGUUACUACGGAUAAAAAUUCUAGUUAACAUGUAAUUUCAUAUACAAAAUGUGCCGGAAAGGGUUAUGUUAUUAGUGAAAAAAAGAAUAAUUUUGUCUAUUUCAGUAAUUAUCUAAAAGUUAGUUCAAAUUACAGAUCUGAAAAGGUUAUUUAGGAAACAAUAUAGCAAGGAACCAUUAAAUGGGGGAGAAAGAUGUAGACAAAGUUUAAAUAAUAAAACAUUCUUUAAAACCUGAUAAAGAAUUGGAGACAUUUGGUUAAUUAAUGUUUUUAUAGUUAAAGCUGUUAGUCUGGAUUAAAGUAAUGAGGACUAAACUCUGAUUUUUGAAAUAGCGUCCAAAUGCCUACCUAAGGCGUCUGAGGAGCCAUGCCCUACGAACCAUAAAAUUCUCAUCAGAUGGGUUUCAUUUAACCGUAUGUAGUGUGACUUAUUUUCCAACGUGACUCUGGCAUAACAUUACGAGACAAAGAAGAAAAUAAAAAUAUUUUUCCCCCAAAACAUGUUUUUUGGUCACAUUUUGAAAUGGCCCUGAAAGCCGUCCUCUGUGGGGAAAAAUUCACAUCUGUAAAGAAUCCUUAUUAACACGGCUAGACCAUUUCCUUCCAGGCCUAUCCUCUCCAAUUCCGAAUAGCCACUUCUCUGGCUUUUAAACAUUGUUUAACUUGCCUGCUUUCCAGCUAGGUAAAGGCCUGAGGACAGGUGGAGUUGGCUCUAGCUAUGCUGGGAAUAGUCAAACCUUGUCAGAACAUAACUUAACAGGUUUUAUGCUAAGAUUCGCCAUUAUAACCUGCAAUUAAGACUACUAGAAACAGUUUUAUAUGCAAAGAGUGUAAGAACAGUACAAUGUGUGUUUUGUUUUUUUUUUGUAAAAGGUUAUAGAAGGUUUUUAACUGCUUGAAAAUUUCUGAGUCAUUUUGGCAAAAUAAAUAAUUUAUAGUAUUCUGGAAUUCCAAAAUCGAACUUCAGUUUCAAAAUUGUCUUUCCUAAGGCCUGGCUUUUUGGAUGGAUCAGAGGGCCCCUGAAAACAUCCAGAAAGGAGGUAAACAAGAUUAUUUGACAUGUUUAGGUACAUGGGAUUGCCAAAAUGAUGUUCAAUUUUUUUAGGUUAUAUUUUGUGAAUAACAGUAAUAUAUGUUCCAAAAUUAUAUGGGAUUUCUAAC
Molecule: messenger RNA, 5184 nt
Organism: Callithrix jacchus (white-tufted-ear marmoset)
Lineage: Eukaryota; Metazoa; Chordata; Mammalia; Primates; Cebidae
Source: RefSeq, a predicted model, not a curated record